AAAACUUCCUUGUUGGAGUACAAAUCAUAUUGCAGUGGUUAUUCCACAAUCGUUUGCUGGUUUCGAUAUAUUAUGUUGAGAAUGCUGCAAUCAAGGAUAGUAUUGAUCGUCGUCAUAUUUUGUUUAAUGGGACAUUUCUGUUUUGGUACUUCAGAGGAUAAAGGUUUGGUUCUUGGAGUUUGGAAUCCUGCUUCAUUUACAACCUUCACAGAAAUUCCUAGAGUUUCCUCAAGUUCAUUUAACAAUGUUACUUUAUCUUUAAUGCCUUCAAAUUCGCAAAUAACGAGCAUGGCGUCAGACCCAAAAGAAGCGGUAAUAUUUGCAUCUAUUAAGGAUGCCAUUUACAUUUACCAUAAUUUUUCAAUCUGGCAAAACGCGUCUCCAGAAUUUUCGAUUCAGUUUAGAGGGAAGUCUGUGUCACUUGGACAGAUCGCUUUUGAUUUUGUAUCAAAAAAUCUAUAUUGGUGUGAUUCAUUGCUCCAUUGGAUUGCCAUGAAACCAGCUUACAAUUUCAAUCACACGAUUUACAAAGUUAUAGUUCACAAGGAUUUGAAUCAACCUGAAGGGUUGGCUUUGGAUCCCGAGGAAAAAUUGAUGUUCUUUUCCGAUAACGAACCCAAUUGUCGAAUUGAAAAAGCAUCCCUAGAUGGCCGAAACAGAGUCGUAAUUGUACACAACGGAUUGUCAAGAGUGUUUUCCCUGACUGUGGACACAACAAAUAACAGGCUGUUUUGGGCAGAUCACGUCAGGCAGACAUUAGAGAGUUGUAGUUACGACGGAACGAACAGAAGAGUGAUUAGACGAAUGAAUUCGAUGGCAAUAACAGGCUUAACAUACUUCCAGAAUACGUUGCAUGUGGUCAGUUCUGUAUCCAAGUUGAUGUUUGGAGUUGACACAACAUCCGGUUCCGUACUUUACUCACGAGCAUUUCUCUCUGUACAACCAUUCACAAUUCUUGCAUAUGAUGCUGAGAACCCAGGGUCUUUUAACAAUCCAUGUUUAGCCCUGCGCUGCGAACAUAUGUGCAUUAAUAUACAAUCGGGGCCAAAAUGUGUCUGUUCUGAAGGUUUUCAACUAAAUGAGGAUGCAACUACUUGUAUUGACAGAUCUUGGUUUUAUGAGAGAGGGUUUAUCGUUAGCAACGCAUCCUUGUUUGCUAUGCAUGAGGUGCACUCUACCAGUGGUCAAUCAGAUGAGUAUUACCAUCUAAGCGUUUCUGGGGAUAUAAUCGGAACGUUUGCUGUUGACUCUAAUUCAGACAUUAUAUAUUACUAUGACAGUAGAAGUAAUUCAUUAAAGAAACUUGACAUAAUUUCGCAACAAGCUAGCACAAUAGCCUCCAUAUCAUCUGCUAAAGAUAUGAUGUUUGACUGGAUAGCAAAUCUUCUUGGAUGGAUAGAGACCAGUACGUCUAGCAUACGAUCUUUCUCAGUCGAUUCUCAAACCAAUGUUGCGAUAUAUUCUAGUCUGCAGCAGCCAACGUCUCUUACAGUUAAUCCUUAUAGUGGCGCCUUGUAUUGGAUUUCGGGUGUAUCAAUGAAGUCAAUUUUUCGCGGAUCCUGGACCAAAGACACGCCAGUGAUUUUGAUUUCGUCAGCAAACCUUAACAACCCUAGCUCCUUACAAUACGACGUCUCAAGUAACAGAUUGUAUUGGCUAGACAUCACAAUUCUCAAAAGCGCAUUGACAAACGGUACAGAUAUCAAAAGUCAUAUCAUUACAAGUGGAGCCACUGAAAUAUUCGUCUAUAAGGGCUUUUUUGGUUGGAUAUCUGGAAACAAAAUCUACUUUGCAAGAAAAACCGCAACUAGCGCGGAAGAUGAACUCAAUACGGUGGAAAAUUCAAAAGACGUUGCUCUGUUCGACGCCCUUUUGCAGCAAGACAGACGGGGAACCUGUGAUAUUUUAAAUGGAGGUUGUGGGGAAAUAUGUAUUCCCGAGGAAAAUGGCCGAAGAUGCGAGUGCGAUGUUGGCCUACAACUGCAAACAGAUCAGAGCUGUGACAGCGAAAUACUUCUAGAGAGUUUUAUCGUUGUAAUUGAUUACACUCACGGAAGAAUACUCCAGAUUGAUCUUCAGAAUGGAACUGUCGUGAAAUUACCUAUAUCAAUAAAUAGAGCUUCAGGUCUUGUAUUUGAUAAAUCGACGAUGACGCUUUUUUACGCUGAAGCUUCGUCAAAUACAAUAACUUCUACAACAUUGCACGGACAAAAUUCAACGCUUUUCUAUGCAACCGGUUUUGCGCAUGCUGACCGUCUGGCCAUCGACUACUCAACGGGUAACCUGUAUUAUACGGCUGUGGGUCCUUCGACAUCUCAAAGUUACAUUGGUGUACUUCACAGAUCCACAUCUCUUCACAAAACGUUGUUAUCCAAUCUCCAUAGUCCAAGAGAUAUAGCACUCUAUCCCUCCAAAGGAUAUAUGUUUUGGACAGAAUUUGGAAACAUAACUGAAAUAGGUAGAACUUCUAUGGACGGAACAUCCAAAAUCUACAUUGCAACAACACAGAUUGGAUGGCCCAACGGCCUAACUAUUGAUUUUACAUCUAGCAGGCUCUACUGGACGGAUGGGCAAAAUAACCGCAUCGAAUCCUCUGACCUCAAUGGUGGAAAUCGACAGGUUCUGGCGACUGAUAGUGAUGCUCAUUUAAUGAGUAUUGUGAUCCAUGGACAGUAUCUAUACUACACGGCAUGGAAUCGACAACGCAUAACAAAAAUGGACAAAAGAACUAGGUCCAAGGUGGUUUUUAUGUCGAAUCAUCCAGAGCUCGGGCGAUUAGAUAGCCUUGACAUCUAUGGCGAUGAAAGUCAAGACGUAAGCAUAAGUUGUUCGAACAAAAAUGGAUUCUGCAGUACUUUCUGUUUUCCAACUCCAACAGGAAGAACCUGUGGUUGUCAAGACAACGUUAAUAUCCAGUCAGAUCAAUUAACUUACGAAGGAGUGUCUCGAUGUCAAACUGUGCUACAGAAUUUGAAUUUUCUGGACUGCCAACCGUACCCAGGUCAAUCAUGUAAUUUUGAAUGUAAAACCGGUUAUCGACUUGCAAUCAAUACUUCUGUUUCCUGUGGGUCUUCUGGACAGUGGAAUUUGCAAACAGAUACGUUGUGUGAAGCAAUCUUGUGUCCUGUAUCAUUGGGCACUGCUGUGUUGUCACCAAACUGUAAUAGAAGGAUUGGAGACUCUUGUUCCUUCUCCUGUACUGAUGGUUACCGUCCCACAACUUCUACUAAUUUGGUGUGUACCUCUGAUGGAACCUGGAAUAUGGAUACAAAUACACUGUGUUCCCCUAUUUUGUGUCCUGUAUCAUUGGGCACUGCUGUGUUGUCAACAAACUGUAGUAGGAGUAUUGGAGACUCUUGUUCCUUCUCCUGUACUGAUGGUUACCGUCCCACGACAUCAACGAACUUGGUGUGUACCACUGAUGGAACCUGGAACGUGGGUACAAAUACACUUUGUUCACCAAUACUGUGUCCUGUGACACUACCCAAGGCUGUGUUGUCACCAAACUGUAGCAGAAGGAUCGGAGAUUCUUGUCCCUUUUCCUGUACCGAUGGUAACCUUACCGCGACAUCUACCAAUGUAGUGUGCACCACAUCAGGCUCGUGGAAUCUAGACACCAAUACGCUAUGUUCCGAUUCUCAAUGUUCAAAGAACAUAGAUAAUGGUCAGUUUAUCAACUGUCAGUAUAGUUCUGGAGAAUCAUGUCGUUAUGAAUGCUACGAUCCAUUUGAAGAGAAUCCCUCUGUUAAAAACGUUACAUGUAGCGCAAAUGGUAAAUGGAGCCAUGACAUGGAUGAAUUAUGUGUAAAACUGUGUUCCCCAACAAUUAAAAAUGGAAACCUUGAAACAAAAUGUCAACGGAAAAUAGGAAAUAGUUGUUUAUUUACUUGUGACAAUAACUACAAAUCGUCCAUUGUGUCUGAGAACAUUGUUUGUACCACUGGAGGAACAUGGAACGAAAACACAGACGUUUUGUGUCAAUUAAUAACUUGUCCCAUAGAGGUAAUCAAUGGAAAUGUUUCAUCAUCAUGCCGGGGUAUGAUCGGGGAGAAAUGUGACGUAAAAUGUGGGAAUAACGCCUUAAUCAAAACUGUUCCUAUAGUCUGUCUGUCUUCUGGUGAUUGGGACAAGGACACUUCCGUUUUGUGCAGUGAACACGUUGAAACAAGAACAACCCCUGAUGAACAGACCGACAAUUCGGUCUAUGUGUACGCUGGGCUAUCAGUAGCAGGGGUCGUCGUCGUCGUGAGUGUUGUCAUUGGAAUCUACUGUAUGAAGAAAAGACGAGAUAAUUCAACUGGAAAUCCUUACGAGGGUCAUGCCACACGAACUGAAAGCAGUGGGUACUCAACUUUCGGAAACAUUGGAUUUGAUGACUAUAGUACAAUCGAAGAUAUUGGCGAUCCAAAUAAAAACCCCUACUUAACAGCAAUUGCUGACAACGAAUCUCAUAAUUAAUUUAAAAAAAUCAUGUAUAUCAUGUACACAUUAAUCAAUCAUUUUAUUUUCUUAAUAAGGACAUUGAGUGGAAACUAACGAUAAUCAAGCAAGGUAUAACACACUGCUUCAUUAUUAAAGUUAUUAUUUUAUCAUG
This is a messenger RNA of Magallana angulata, 4594 nucleotides long. Its product is annotated as low-density lipoprotein receptor-related protein 2-like. Bases 73 to 4458 code for a protein of 1461 amino acids. The transcript has 26 exons. The record is from RefSeq and is a predicted model, not a curated record. Lineage: Eukaryota; Metazoa; Mollusca; Bivalvia; Ostreida; Ostreidae.